Messenger RNA from Oncorhynchus keta (chum salmon), 5611 nucleotides. Its product is annotated as aconitate hydratase, mitochondrial-like. Gene Ontology annotation, biological process: tricarboxylic acid cycle. Gene Ontology annotation, molecular function: aconitate hydratase activity; 4 iron, 4 sulfur cluster binding. Gene Ontology annotation, cellular component: mitochondrion; cytosol. The transcript is spliced from 16 exons. The coding region runs from base 124 to 2469 and encodes 781 amino acids. The record is from RefSeq and is a predicted model, not a curated record. NCBI's taxonomy places the organism in Eukaryota, Metazoa, Chordata, Actinopteri, Salmoniformes, Salmonidae.
GAUUCACAGAGAUAUACACUUGUAGGCAGUUUUAACACACCUGUCAGGACAAAAAAAAUAGACGCGUUUAAAUUAGGGUUCCUGACGUCACCUGACAGCAACACAGGUUUGUCAGUGAACAAAAUGGCGUCCUACUAUAUGACUGUCACUCGGCUUCGGCUUGUCCUUGGAGAAGGGGCAAGGCGUCUCCAUGUUUCGGCAGCCUUUAAUGCCAAAGCCAAGGUUGCCAUGAGCCGCUUUGAGCCUGGCACCAGCAUCAGCUAUGAGAAGCUGCAUGAGAACAUCGACAUUGUGCGCAAGAGGCUCAAUCGCCCCCUCACCUUGUCGGAGAAGAUUGUGUACGGUCACCUGGAUGACCCUGUUGGGCAGGACAUCGCCAGGGGCCGCACUUACCUGCGCCUGCGUCCGGACCGUGUGGCCAUGCAAGAUGCCACGGCCCAGAUGGCCAUGCUACAGUUCAUCAGCAGCGGCCUGCCCAAGGUGGCCGUGCCCUCAACCAUUCACUGUGACCACCUGAUUGAGGCGCAGAUCGGAGGGGUCGAGGAUCUAAAGAGAGCCAAGGAAGUGAAUCAGGAGGUUUACAACUUCCUGGCGACAGCUGGAGCCAAAUAUGGAGUUGGCUUCUGGAAACCAGGCUCUGGAAUCAUUCACCAGAUAAUUCUAGAGAACUAUGCCUACCCAGGAGUCCUGCUCAUUGGCACAGACUCCCAUACACCUAAUGGGGGCGGCCUGGGCUCCAUCUGCAUCGGAGUGGGUGGCGCUGAUGCUGUCGACGUCAUGGCUGGUAUCCCAUGGGAGCUCAAGUGUCCCAAUGUGAUUGGAGUAAAGCUGACUGGUAGUCUAUCGGGCUGGACCUCUCCCAAGGAUGUUAUCUUGAAGGUGGCUGGUAUCCUGACAGUGAAGGGGGGCACUGGAGCCAUCGUGGAGUACCAUGGCCCAGGCGUUGACUCCAUUUCCUGCACCGGUAUGGCAACUAUCUGCAACAUGGGAGCUGAAAUUGGGGCCACCACCUCUGUUUUCCCCUACAACCACCGCAUGAAGACUUACCUGAAUAAGACUGGACGUGCAGACAUCGCUGCCCUGGCUGACGAACAUAAGGAUGACUUGGUCCCUGACAAAGGCUGCAAGUACGACCAGGUCAUUGAGAUCAACUUGAGUGAGCUGAAGCCCCAUAUCAACGGGCCCUUCACUCCUGACCUGGCCCACCCAGUGUCUGAGAUUGGUGCUGUGGCUGAAAAGAACGGCUGGCCCUUGGAGGUCAAAGUGGGUCUGAUUGGCAGCUGCACCAACUCCAGCUAUGAGGACAUGGGCCGCGCUGCUUCCCUGGCCAAGCAGGCCCUAGACAAAGGCCUGAAGUGCAAGGCUGCGUUCACAGUCACCCCCGGCUCUGAGCAGAUCCGCGCCACCAUCGAGAGGGAUGGCUUUUCUAAGAUCCUGAGGGAUGUGGGUGGAGUGGUCCUUGCUAAUGCUUGUGGACCCUGCAUUGGCCAGUGGGACAGGAAGGAUGUGAAGAUGGGGGAGAAGAACACUAUCGUCACCUCCUACAACAGGAACUUCACUUCCAGGAAUGAUGCCAACCCUGCCACUCAUGCUUUCGUCACAUCUCCUGAGAUUGUCACAGCCUUGGCCAUCGCUGGUACCCUGAAGUUCGAUCCUGAGACUGACUACCUCACCGCGGCCAAUGGUGAGAAAUUCAAGUUGGAGCCACCCAAUGGCGAUGAGCUACCUGCCCGUGACUUUGACCCCGGCCAGGACACAUACCAACACCCCCCUGCCGAGAGCGGCUCUGUUAUGGUGGACGUCAGCCCCACCAGCACCCGCCUGCAGCUGCUGGAGCCCUUUGACAAGUGGAACGGCAAGGACCUUGAGGACCUGCAAGUGCUGAUCAAGGUGAAAGGCAAGUGCACCACAGACCACAUCAGCGCUGCUGGCCCCUGGCUCAAGUUUCGCGGUCACCUCGACAACAUCUCCAACAACAUGCUCAUUGGAGCAAUCAACAUUGAGAACGACGCGGUCAACAAGAUCAAGAACCGGCUGACGGGAGAGUACGGGGGCGUGCCUGACGUGGCUCGCCACUACAAGGCUAACGGUCUGUCGUGGGUGGUUGUGGGGGAUGACAACUACGGGGAGGGCUCGAGCAGAGAGCAUGCAGCCCUGGAGCCCAGACACCUGGGAGGCAGGGUCAUCCUUGUCAAGAGCUUCGCCAGGAUCCAUGAGACCAACCUGAAGAAGCAGGGCAUGCUGCCCUUGACCUUUGCCGACCCCACCGACUAUGACAAAAUCCGCCCUGAUGACAAGCUCUCCAUCACAGGCCUCGCAACCUUUGCCCCCGGCAAGCCCCUGAAGGGAGUGGUGAAGCACGGUGACGGCAGCCAGGACAUCAUCACCCUGAACCACACCUUCAACGAGAACCAGGUCGAGUGGUUCCACGCCGGCAGCGCCCUCAACAGAAUGAAGGAGCUUCAGUAACUGGAGGGGCGGAGGAGCACAGAGAGAGGCGGGCCUGGAGAUACUGGGGGGGAAUGGGCGGUAGCAGCCUGCCUAGCGUAAACACACCCCAUGCCGCUGUACAGAUGAAAUGCUCGCGCACACAUACAGGAUUACUGUCAAAGCUCUCCCCACAGACAGGUAGAGCUGUAUACGCACACACAAGCUCUGACAUAACACACACAAGAACCCUUGUUUUUGUUUCAGCAUAGCAUUUAAGUGUUCCCGUUCUAGGCAGCACUGCUCUUGUUGGCAGUACUGUGUAAUCACAUUUGUCACGCUUUUUGCCAUUGACUGUAGUGCGGCAGUAUUCAAUUCAUUCUUACCUCACAAACACACUGCUAGCUCUCCAUAUCUGGUCUGUAGCUUGUAUCCUGCUCACAUUCCUUUCCCUGUCAUAGUUGUUGUGUUAAGCUGUGUACCUGGACCUCCACUUGUUUCCUCCAACACAGACCGAGCUGGUUAACCCAGUUGUACAUUUUAAUUCACUGAAUGUAUCCUUCUCAUUCCCAGGAUUUGCAACUCUUGUUAGUUCAAUAUUACUGCUAGUGAAGAUGAAUGUGAAUAUUUGUUUUGUUAAGUCCACCAUAGUUCUAGUGGGCCUCAGGAGCUGCACAUGUGUCCUGUGACUGACCUGAAUUGAUCUGUUCUAGUCAUUGAUUAGAGAGCAAGUAGCCUAAUAACUGUUCACAGAGUAGAUUAAAGGCAUCAAUGGAACCAUUAGAUUGUGGCCCCAGGACCAGGUUGCAGUGACAAGGUCAAUCCUUCUACAGAGUGUAGUGUAAUCAUACUUUUUUUUUUGUAGGGUUUUCCUUUUCUGGCGUUUCUCUUAACCCAUGGCAUUUGGGGUACCGUUUGUCACUCCUCUGGAUUCCACACUUUAAAUCUCUACUGCUGUUUUCUCCACAUGCUCCAUUUGUUUCUACUUGAGGGCUAUUGCAUGAAGUUAUAUUAGAUCCUAGCAGCCCUUUUCUGUGUGUCUUUGUAGGUGGGAGUAAAAUGCUGUGUUGUACUAGUCUUGCCAUUACUUUCCAUGUGCGUGUCCAUAUAUGUUAGCUAGCUAAUCUGACCAUUGCCUGUCCAUAUCCCUGUCUGGCUUUGUGCUGCUCCUCUGUCCUUGCUAAUACCAGAGCUCCACGCACAGCUUGAGGGACCUCUUCUUACAAAAUGAAUGCACAAUCUAGUUUCCAGGCUGCUGUACACUAGCGCUAUAUGUAGUAGUAUUGUAGACACUCAUCCACGCUUUCACUUAUAGAUCGCAAAUGCUGCACUCCAUAGCAUCUUAAAGCAAGGAUGUGAUUUUUUUCAUUUGAAAUUACAGGAUACAAUGAUAAAUGUAUACCAUUAUCUGAUUUAAGUUAUUACAUUUGGCUAAAACUCUUGCCAUUUUGUAUCUACAUUUUGCCACUUAAAUGGUACAUUGUGUGUUUGAGGAUAUUGCAGCUAAGUCUUUAAGUUUGCUUUGAGGGGGGCAUGACCACCACCUAUUCAUUGCAUUUGUUGUCUUGUCACUAAGGACUAAUUUACUUUAAAGUAAGUUAUAAUCAAAGUAUUCAUGGGAUCAUGGAGCCAAGAUGAUUAAUGUUGCUAUCAAAUCAACAUUUAUUUUCAUGUCAGUUUAUUUUGCAUGUCAGUGAUGAACUGAAGAGCUAACUGUCUCAGUUUUUGUAGUUGCAGUAGGGUGUAAUGAAAGUAGAAAUGCAAUGCCUAUUUUUGUCCACUAGCAUAUUGACUUCAGUGACAAUAUAUUCAGAUGAAUGGCAAUAGCUCUGUCAAACCCAAAUGUAUUUAAAGGAACUUGUUUUGGGCCUGUGUAAAUGUGAUAUAGAGGUGUACAUAUGCACUAUAUUAUAAAAUGGAGAGAGGGUGGGCAGUAGCUGCCUGGUUGAAUGCAGAGCCUUUUGUUCUCUGAUAAACCCACUGUAUCAAACGAAUCAUUUCUCCCAUCAAUUAUAUUUUGUUAAUCUGAAGCCUAAAUUAGUUUUUCCAUUCCCCCCCUCUCCAAUCUAAGGGUUUCACAACUUGUCAAACGAAUUAACAGGUGGUUGUAGGUUUUAAAUUAAAAUUCAAUUGUUGUUGAAGCAUUAAAGUAGGGUUGUACUGUACGUCUCAAUGUUUUGUCGGUCUUGGACCUGUGCUGGACAGUGGUCCGUCUUUGUAUGAUGCUCCCAGGUGAAUGUUGGAGUUGUCAUUGUAAAGGGAGAGACUGGUCAGGUGAGACAUGCCUAGGUUUUGUUUUAAAGUUAUUUGAUGCAGAUGAAGGAACCCCUGAUUUUGAAACAGGAUUGGCUCCAGAUCGCAACUUUAACCCAUGUUGUAUGCGGUUUAGAGCACAUUAACCAACUUGUUAUACUAAUUCGUCAUUUGCUUAACCUUAGCAAAGUUAACAUAUUGCUGAUGAAUUCUCUGGUCUGUCUACUGAAGUUAAUCGCCAAAGAUGCCUCAUGAAAAUGCUCCAUUACAUACUAAAACAAACAUAAGUGUUGUUACGAAGGUUUGCCAUUCUGUGUAAUUUCUCCAUGUCUAUGAACUCCAUGUUUGAGUAUGAAGAUGACCAGUGUAAUUGCCAGUUGUGUGGCUUUUAAAAAGAAAUUCAUACCGUCUUAAAUUCCCAAGUAUUUAAUGCAGUCUCUAAAUGGAACCGUUCCUUUGCAUUGUAAUUCAUAAGAAUAACAGCCACCCGUGAAGCAGUAUGCAAUAUACAAUAUGUUGAUCCCUGGUUUAAAUCAGAGUUUCUGAAAUGCUACUGUAACGUAACAAAGCAAAUGCUUAGUUGUACUCUAAGUUGUCUUCAGGAAAUCCAAAUCCUCAACUGCUUUGUUUUAUUGGCCUCGCUAUUUAUUUUCCAUUUAGAAACACUGUCAAUGAUUGACUUCAUAAGAAUGCAAAUUUUGUUCAGACACUGCAAACAAUUAAAUGUAAAAACCCAUUGACAGGCUUUAUUUAAUGUAAUCUCAAGUGGUGAAUUCUGCUUCACAGAGUUUCUGUAUUUGUUUUGAUUUUAAAGUUGGUUUUGUAUUAGGUGAUUUGAAUGCUUGCAGUUUCAUAGCGUGCAAGAUUUAAAAAGAGAUUUUAGGAUAUUUCCUGUGGUAAAUUAAUAUUUAAUAAAGAUGGAUAAAUCUUU